UGAGGUUGGAAGGAUGCAGCCAUCCUGUUGUUAUGAAAGGAUUAUGUGCAGAAUGUGGACAGGAUUUAACACAACUACAAAGCAAGAAUGGAAAACAGAAUACACCAGUAUCCACGGCAACUGUAUCAAUGGUUCAUAGCGUCCCAGAACUGAUGGUUAGUUCUGAGCAAGCAGAACAGUUAGGAAGAGAAGACCAAAAUCGACUGCGCCGAAAUCGAAAACUAGUGCUAAUGGUGGACUUGGACCAGACAUUAAUUCAUACCACAGAGCAGCACUGCCAACAGAUGUCUAACAAAGGAAUAUUUCACUUCCAGUUAGGACGAGGAGAACCUAUGCUGCAUACUCGGUUGCGUCCUCAUUCCAAGGAGUUUCUAGAAAAGAUUGCUAAGCUGUAUGAAUUACAUGUGUUCACCUUUGGUAGCAGACUUUAUGCACAUACUAUUGCAGGGUUCUUGGAUCCUGAAAAGAAGCUUUUUUCUCAUCGAAUAUUGUCAAGGGACGAAUGUAUUGAUCCAUACUCUAAAACUGGGAACCUUAGAAACUUAUUCCCUUGUGGGGAUUCCAUGGUUUGCAUUAUUGAUGACCGAGAAGAUGUCUGGAAAUUUGCACCUAAUUUGAUAACUGUGAAGAAAUAUGUAUACUUUCAGGGCACAGGAGAUAUUAAUGCACCACCUGGAUCAAAGGAAGCGCAAAUGAGAAAGAAAGCGAAUCAUUCCUCAAAGAUAACUGAAGCAUCUGACGCAACAGUAGUAAUGAGAGAUUCUGAAGAAGUAAAGAAUAUUGAAAAUGCAGAAGAACAAAGUAAUGGUAUUAGAAAGUCGACAAAGGAAGUCAAUGGCAAUAACUCUGUCAACAAUGAGCCGACAUCCUGGGACUUAAAUUUUAAUGAUAAAGUUAAAGAAAAAGACUCCUUAGGGGAUCUUGGUCACGUUACUGACACAAAUGAACUCAUAAGUGCCAAGGAAUCUCAUGAGUCUUCAGAAAAUGAUAGGGCAGUUGUGGGCAAGCAAGAGAUUCAAGAUAACGCAAAAACCUGCUUGGACUUUGAAUUGUCUAGCGAUAGUGAAAGUGACAGUGGGUUGGAUGCUAGGAAGUCAUCCUCCUCUUCUGCCUCCGAUAGUGAAAAUGAAGGGAAAAGAAGCUGGAGAAAAUCAAAGAAAUCUGUACAGGAAGAAAGUACAUUUCUGCUGGGAACUGAUACAAAUGUAGAAAAGGAUGGGCAGUCUAAUCAUUCUGGAGACUCAACGUCCUCUGCUAACAAUCCCCAUCCCAAGGCAUUUGAUCUAGAAGUACAUGAAGAGAGUGAACAAGAUAGUCUUUGUAGUCUAGGAAAUGGAUGUGUUGACAAGAAGGAGGCAGAGACGGAGUCACAGAAUAGUGAACAAUCAGGGAUAACCGUGGGAGAAUCUUUAGAUCAGAGCAUGGAGGAAGAGGAAGAAGACGAUACAGAUGAUGAUGAUCACCUAAUAUAUCUUGAAGAGAUUCUUGUUCGAGUACAUACGGAUUAUUACUCAAAGUAUGACAAAUACAUAGCAAAGGAAAUUGAUGAUGUUCCAGAUAUAAGAACAAUUGUACCAGAACUGAAACAGAAAGUAUUAUCAGGUGUUACUGUGUUGUUUAGUGGACUGUAUCCUACAAACUUUCCCAUAGAAAAAACACGUGAGCAUUAUCAUGCCAUUGCCCUUGGAGCCAACAUUGCAAAAAGCCUAGUACUGAAUGAUGAUGAUCCCAAUAAGCCAACCCACCUUAUUGCGGCUAGAGCUGGCACAGAAAAGGUCAGGCAAGCCCAGAACUGUAAAAAUCUCCAUAUUGUAAAUCCAGACUGGUUGUGGAGCUGCUUGGAGCGUUGGGACAAAGUAGAAGAACAGCUCUUUCCUUUGAAGGAUGAUUACCUGAAAACACAAAGAGAAGACAGUCCUGCCAUGUUUCCAGACAUUCAUGGUGCUUUCCAGACUGCUCUUUUUCAUCCAACUCCCAUCCAUCCAAAGUGUCAGCCUGGUCCUGAAGUUCGACUUUAUGAUCCCAACACUGGAAAACUAAUUCGGAAAGGAUCUCAGAGCUCCAGUCAGUCUCUCUAUAUUCAGCCACCAGCUCCUCCCCUCACGCUACCUGUCCAUGGGGAACAUUCCUCUUUCAGAGUUGUUCAGCCACAUGAGCAGCAGCUUUUUGAUGAAGAGGAGAUGCCAGUGAGUGAGAAUGAAGAAGCUGGUCCAUCUAAACGGAAACGCCAGCCAAGUAUGUCUGAGACAAUGCCACUGUAUACUCUAUGUAAAGAGGAUUUAGAAAGUAUGGAUAAAGAGGUUGAUGACAUAUUAGGAGAAGGUAGUGAUGAUAGUGACAGUGAAAAAAAUAAAGCAGGAGAACGAAAGAAAACUCCGAGUGGUGCAGAAGAGACACUAAAUAUGACGAUAGAAGACAGCCCUAUAUCAGCAACAUCAAGUGAGAGAAGUUUGACAGGUAGUGUGCCCAGGGGCCACAAACGAAAGCUGGAUGAAGAUGAUGCCGCCAGUGAAUCAAGCAAAGGGUCCAGCAUUGAAGAUGAGGAGGGCAGCAGUUCAGAGGCAGAUGAAAUGGCAGCAGCACUGGAAGCUGAACUGAAUGACUUUAUGUGACUUACAUGUGCAAGGGAGUUUGUAAUUACGUCUUUCUUUCUGUAACCAGUCAGAAUUCCAAUAGGCCCCAUGUCAGUACUCACCGAGGGCAGUCCCUCCCUCAAAAAUAUGGUGUAUAUUUUACAAAGUGACAUAGGAGGAGGUGAUGCAUUAUUUUACAAAACUGAAAUAGAUGUUUUUAAGGAGUUUUACUAAAGGAACAUAUACUUUUUUUAAAAAAAGAGAAGUAUUAAAGGGGAACUUGGUAUGUUAUGCCAAAGACAUGUUUUGAACUCUGGAGAACUUUAUAAAACAGAGCUACACAAAGAUUUGCAAUUGAAAAUUUGAAGAAUGUUGCCAUGAUAGCUUUGGAAACCAAGCUUUGGGGGAAAAGACCACCUAACAAAUAAUAUUGCAUGGAAGAGGUAAAGCGAUCCUGAUUGGAUAUGUUUUCUUCAUAGUGAGAUGUUAUCAAAUAGAGAAGAUUUUUUUAAAAUAAAAAGAACAAUUUAUAUUUGUAUAGGAACUGAGAAUGUGAUAUGCAAGCUUUGUGAACUCUGCACUUGAUCUUUCUGCCACUUGCUUGUAAGAGAAUAUAAGAUGAUUGAUUUCCAUGUUUUUAAGUUACUUUGUGGAUUUGUUGUACCCUUUAGGAGACAUUUAGAUUUUUAACUUUGCUUCUCUAUAAGCUGCAGUUCUAGCACAGGCUUCUCUGUGCAUUCUUGUACUGCCAUUAA
This is a messenger RNA of Gekko japonicus, 3328 nucleotides long. It is a transcript of the gene CTDP1, whose product is annotated as CTD phosphatase subunit 1. Gene Ontology annotation, molecular function: RNA polymerase II CTD heptapeptide repeat phosphatase activity. The record is from RefSeq and is a predicted model, not a curated record. The transcript has 12 exons. Gene Ontology annotation, cellular component: nucleus. Lineage: Eukaryota; Metazoa; Chordata; Lepidosauria; Squamata; Gekkonidae. The coding region runs from base 33 to 2612 and encodes 859 amino acids.